Molecule: messenger RNA, 492 nt
Organism: Caenorhabditis remanei
Lineage: Eukaryota; Metazoa; Nematoda; Chromadorea; Rhabditida; Rhabditidae
Exons: 1
Coding region: 1-492 (163 amino acids)
Source: RefSeq, a predicted model, not a curated record
AUGGCCCCACGACCAAUUCCCCAUUCUACUCUCUAUUCCUCGGCUACCCUUAUCCCAGCCGUCCGUCCUCACCCUAUCCAGAAGACCCCUCUCGAGACUUCUGCCGAUAAAGUCGCCAAGUAUUCAAAAGUUCUGAAGCAUUCCAAAUGUAGUGAUGUCGUGAGUCACGCGCUUCUCAGACUCGCCCAACUGGACUGUCCUAUGAGGGUAUUCGAGAAAUGCAAAACGGAAAAAAGACUGAAGAGAUUCGAAAGAUAUGUUGAGUGCCUCUAUCAGGUGAACAUUCUGAAACGGAAAUUCGAGGAGCUCCGUCGUAAAGAAGAAUUCGAGAAGUUUGGAAAGGAAUCAUCUAAGUUGGAGUUGAAGGAGGAGGAGUACGACCCGGAGUUCCCAGGAUACAACGGACUGGAGUCUACAAAAAUGGAGAUGUAUGAAGAGUACAAACCAACACCGAUUCGUAAAUUUGGAAAAUUCAAUCGAUCAGUGAUCUGA